Messenger RNA from Closterium sp. NIES-65, 1290 nucleotides. Lineage: Eukaryota; Viridiplantae; Streptophyta; Zygnematophyceae; Desmidiales; Closteriaceae. The record is from the annotation of a GenBank genome assembly.
AUGGCUCGAGGGAACAGUGUACUGGGCUUGGAGAUUGGGGGGGGGAGCACUGAUUGCUCCCCAUGUGAGCCUUGCUUAUUGGGAAAGUCGGCUCGGAAGCCGUUUCCCCAUGAGGCGUCUCGGGCACUUGGGCCUUUGGAUGAGGUCCACAUGGAUUUGUGGGGGCCAGUGCGCACACCGUCACUGGGAGGAGCGGUGUAUGUCCUCAGUCUCAUUGACGACUUCACCAGACGAGUUUGGUCAUUCCCCCUCCCCAACAAGGAAUCGACCACAGUUGCAAAAGUCCUUCGCCAGUGGCAUAAGGACGUGGAGUUGGAGUGUGGGCGGAAGCUGAAGGCUGUUCGCUCGGACAGGGGUGGCGAGUUCUUGGGGGAAGCUGUAAAGGCAUGGAAGGUGGAGUUUGGCAUUAAAACUCAAUUGAGCGUCGCAGAUAUACCGCAGCAGAAUGGUGUUGUGGAGAGGUGGCACAGGACGAUGGCAGAGGGGAUUCGCACAUUGUUGGUCGACAGUGGUCUCCCUGCUCGCUUGUGGGGUGAAGCAUUGAUGUGGGUCGUGUGGGUUAAGAACAGGGUCAGCCACAGUGCUUUGCCUGCUUCCAUCACACCAAUGGAGGCGUGGUCCGGCCAGAAGCCGCAUGUGGGCAUGGCUCGGAUUUGGGGUUGCAUGGGGAGUGUCAUGCUGCAUGGGCAUGAGAAGGGUGGCAAGCUUGAUGCACGGGCUGUCAUGUGUGUCUGUGUUGGGGUGGACAUGGAGAGCAAGGGUUGGCGCAUGCUGGACCCUUCUCUCAUGCGCAUUCGAAUUGCUCGGGAUGUUGAUUUUCUUGAGAAUGUGAUGUGGAAGGAUUGGGACAAGGCAAAGGGAUAUGGGGAGCUUCUGCAGGAUGCCGCUGAGAUUUCCCAACUCCUCCCUCUUCCACUCUCGUCACCCUCAGCACCGGUUGACGACGCUGAGAUGCCACCUUCAUCACUGCCACCGGCCCCGCUGAGUGUGUCGGUGCAGCAGCAGCCCACCCCUCUGCAGCAGCUCAGUGGCCCCUCGGUCAUUCAGCAGAGAUCCGCUACACAGGCUACUUCCUCUUCCUCCUCCUUUGGUCAGCGCUCUGCCCCUCUCUCUAUGGGUGCCCCUACGUCACCAGCGACUACCUCCCCACCACCGGUUACGGGUUUGCAGGUGCUUGGUAUCCAGUCUGGUAUAGGUGGUGAGGAGGUAGGGGGGGAUGCUGGUGUGGUUGAGGGCAUGCUGUGUUUGGCCAGGGAGGUGGAGGGUGUUGCACUAGCAGGCAGGCGCUGA